Mollisia scopiformis is the source of this 445-nucleotide messenger RNA. RefSeq lists its product as uncharacterized. The transcript has 2 exons. NCBI's taxonomy places the organism in Eukaryota, Fungi, Ascomycota, Leotiomycetes, Helotiales, Mollisiaceae. Bases 67 to 327 code for a protein of 86 amino acids. The record is from RefSeq and is a predicted model, not a curated record.
CUCGGUAAUUUCAAAAACAGCUCUGCCUGAAGGGGGGGAUUGCGGUUGGAUCAGCAACAGGAGGCCAUGAUAGUACGUUCUGCAAUCUCAAUCCCACGACAACACUACAUCAUCGCUAAAUCUGAGGGCACAGUUGCCCAAGACAUGCCCGACAACGAUCUAUCUUCAAUCACCAUGAUCCAAAGAAACAAAACUCCAAUGUUCCCCAUCGAGUGGAUAAUUGCAGGUCAAUCAAGCAUCUACAACCUCAACAACUCCCCCGAACUCGCAGACCGCACCGCAGACACACAACCCCUAAAAGUCUCCCGCGAAAUCAUUCGAAGCUAGAAGAACAGAGGUAAGUAUUGGCUUCAUCCGGUCAUGAUGCGCUCACUUCAAGUAUCCGAAACAAACAAGCAGGGAUAGAAAGUCAACAAAAUAUGAUAUAAUGUAGAAUCUUUACCCG